Molecule: messenger RNA, 579 nt
Organism: Lactuca saligna
Lineage: Eukaryota; Viridiplantae; Streptophyta; Magnoliopsida; Asterales; Asteraceae
Source: the annotation of a GenBank genome assembly
AUGAGGCUUCCAAUCUCUGCAGCAUUGAGUAAACAAGGUCACCGGUUUCUUACAUCAGUCGCUACAACCGACGAUCCGGAAACCACCGCUCGGCUGAUUCGGAAAUUCGUCGCUUCAUCCUCUAAAUCCGUAGCUCUCGACGCCAUCUCUCACCUCGUUGCUCUGAUCAACACCUCAUUCUCUCGUCUCUCUCCUAUCGCAUUCCCUUUAUACUACGAGAUUAAUAAAGCAUCAUGUUUCAAUUGGAAUGCUAAGCUUAUAGCCGAUGUGAUUGCUUCGCUCUACAAUCAUCAGCGAUUUAACGAGGCACAAACCCUAAUUUUAGAAGAGGAAACAAAAUUAAGGAGUAAAGAGUGUGCUAUCUGUAACUUCUAUUGUAACCUAAUGGAUUCUCACUCGAAGCACCAAUUGAAGCAAGGAAUACUUGAUUCCUAUGAACGUAUCAAACAACUUCCUUCACAUUCUUCAAACCCACCCUCAUCAUUGUUACUUCUAUUUCCACUAUCCUUGAUAUGGUUUUCGUUGGAACCUCAAAGUUUCAUAGGGAGAAAGAGACGUGAAAGUGACAAAGAAGGGUGA